AUUUGACAGCUGACAUUCACACUGACUUCACAGAAUCAAGAAGAGUUAAAAGAGCUAUUUUAUCGUUUGUUCGAUAAUAAUUUUGUAACUAAAGCAAUGAAAUAAAAUAAUAUAAUAUUUAGAAAAAUGAACUAACGUAAUUUGGACAUUGAAGGUCACACAGACUUUAUAUUAACAGUACAUUACUGCCCGAAUUAUUGAUGGGCUGCUGAUGAACGAACAAAAACAGAACAGAUUCCAACUGCGAAUUGCAUCGUUACAAUUUACAUAGAUCCCCGUCUUAUGUUCCUACAAUGAAUCCAUCAACCUGUUACUGUCGCCUCUGCGCUGGAUUAAAAUUACGUGACAAACUAGUGAACUUGCAGGUCGACGAGGAAUUAUGUCAAAAAGUUAUCAACAAACUGUCAAGGUUCCAUAUAACAAUGGAUUUUCAGGAUAAUGUACUACCUAAAACCGUGUGCCUCCUUUGCAUUAAGUCUUUGGAACAAGCGUUCAAGUUUAUCUGUGCAGUUGAUGAAGCGCAGGCUUUUCUCAGCGAUUUUGUGAUGGUAAAAUGUACAGAAAGAGAUUUAGAAGAAAAUGUCUCUUGCGAACUAGUCAGUUCCAAUAACUGCACUCCUAAACCUUUAGAUAGUGCGCAUGAUCCUAUGGAAAUAAGUAUUGAAGAUAGUUAUACUAGUGACCAAGUAAAAUGUGAAAAUGAUAGUAAUGAUGGCUGUAAUUAUUAUGAGAAUAAGGAAUUUGAGUCUGUUUUAACAAAUACUUAUAUAAAAAUUGAUCAGAGUGUUACUGAGCCUGAAGAUAUUGAGCCAAUUAAACCAAUGUUUAAGAUUCCAGGUGAUAAUAUUGCUAAUAGUACAAACAUAACUACUACUUUACUUGAUACUACUACAAAUUAUGAUGUUCAUGUUACAUGUCAAGGUGUAAAGACUGAAAAAUUUAAUACUAAUGGCAGUGAAAUGCUUGACAACCAACACAAUAUUAUUCAAAAGAAAAAAAAUAAGAAAAUUAAAUUAAAAACAUUAUCAAAGAAAAGUACUAAACUAAAGAGUGUUGCAAACACUGAAAGCUAUUCAGAAAGUGAUGUCAAUGAAUUAAUUGAAAACUUAGGCUAUGUCCCUGAACAGUACAUUACAAAGACCUGGCAGGACUACUUCUGGCAAUGUUCUCACUGUGAAACUCAAUUCACAAGUAUGGAGAACCUCCAGAAACACUCCAUGGAGUUCCACAAUAGCUGUAACGCUUAUAAAUGUGCAGAUUGUACCACUCGCAGUUCAAAUCUUAAAUUUUUCCUAAAACAUGUUCGGAAACAUCAUAAAUACUUGCACUACUCAUGCUACAAGUGUUACAGGGUAUUUCCAAAUGUUGCUGACACAGGAAAACAUAAAGCUAGGAUUCACAAGCUCCCCAACAUGUGCAUGGGGUGUCACAAUAGCUUUCCCACGAAGGAACAAUUAAAACAACAUACAGAAAAAUAUUACAAAAAACUAUUGGACUCAAAAAAGUACAACAAUUUGAGAACAGAUAAUUCCACAUGUAGAAUAUGUCACAAACAUUUUAAUAGUUACUCAAGCUACAAACAUCAUUUUAUAACUCAACAUACGGAAGGAAGUAACAAUAUGUGUGAUAUAUGCGGUAAAAGUUUUAAAAGCAAAUCUGUAUUUAAUAAUCAUGUCGCAAUACAUAAAAAUCGGGAUACGUUUCAGUGUGAGGUUUGUGAACUACAUUUAAAGAGUCGGCAUGGUCUAAGAUAUCAUAUGGAACUCCACACCGGGAUCAAGCCAUUCAUUUGUGAUAUCUGCGGAAAAAGAUUUCGAGCCAAAAGUCAAAUUCGCAACCACCUUAUCAUCCACACUGAUAAAUUUCCGUAUGCCUGCUCUGUAUGUGAUAAAAAAUUUCGUAACAAUUCAAAUCGGAAAAACCAUAUGCUGCAGCAUAGUGGUGCAAAACCACAUUCUUGUAAUAUUUGUUAUAGGGACUUUGCGAACCUUGCCAAUCGUAAUAAACACGUGAGACGGAAACACGGUAUUGAAUUGGCAAAGAGGAGACGUCAUGAGACCCACCAAGUAAAAGUCACAGGGGAAACACUAGAAGCAGAAAAUAAUAAAAGCCAGACAGAUAAUUUUCAUCAUAACAAUCUCUCUGAGCGCUUAGGUGAAAUACCACCGAAAUUCUAAAAUUAGUAAAGUUAUUUUAAUUCUAAUAGUUUUUUUUGGCGGGGCUUGAACCCAAGACCUAUUGAUCCACAGUCAUGUGAUGUAAACAAAUAAGGUUUUUGAAAAGGUUUCAUCAACAUUUUGUUGGAAAUAAAAUGUGAGAAAAUAUUAAACCAAA
Messenger RNA from Spodoptera frugiperda (fall armyworm), 2334 nucleotides. RefSeq names its product zinc finger protein 846. NCBI's taxonomy places the organism in Eukaryota, Metazoa, Arthropoda, Insecta, Lepidoptera, Noctuidae. The transcript has a single exon. Bases 294 to 2177 code for a protein of 627 amino acids. The record is from RefSeq and is a predicted model, not a curated record. Gene Ontology annotation, molecular function: zinc ion binding; chromatin insulator sequence binding. Gene Ontology annotation, cellular component: nucleus; chromosome. Gene Ontology annotation, biological process: regulation of transcription by RNA polymerase II.